Ruditapes philippinarum (Manila clam) is the source of this 655-nucleotide messenger RNA. RefSeq lists its product as uncharacterized. The coding region runs from base 97 to 513 and encodes 138 amino acids. The transcript is spliced from 3 exons. The record is from RefSeq and is a predicted model, not a curated record. Gene Ontology annotation, cellular component: mitochondrion. NCBI's taxonomy places the organism in Eukaryota, Metazoa, Mollusca, Bivalvia, Venerida, Veneridae.
UUCUUUGGGUUAAAUGAACAAAAAUCGGUGUCCUUGAGAAAAGAAGUUCUCAAGAAAGAAAUUUUCAUGAUUAACUGAAAUUUUAACAAUUGCACGAUGUCAGAGGUGAAGCCCUCUAAAGGAAAUACUGUUACAUCAUGGGAUCCAUGGAAAAUGUUCGAUGUUUCCAAAGAGGAACUGGAACGUGUCCAACAACGUAAAGCUAUGGCUGCACAGAAAAAAGCAGAUUUUAGAGCCAUUAAAAACAAUCCAGCCACUCUUGUAAAUAAUGCUGGGCCUGGUCAUAUUGUUGACCCUGGUCUUCAAAGAUGGGAAGCAGCUAGGGCUACUUACGGAGAGUACUUUAGGGUAAACAAGAGAAACACAGCCUGGUUUUUGGGGACAUAUGUAUUUCCAAUAGUUGGAACUUACCUUUAUUUAUCGUAUCAAGUAAGAAAAAGAGAUGAAAUGAAUCGUCGUGGAGAGAUACCUAUGAAGGAAAAAGUUAGAAGAGCAUGGUUAUUUCAAUUGUGAAUUAGACAUUAUUCUAGAAUAUGAUGCAUUGUUUGUGAAAAUUUAUGACAACAACAUUAUUGGAAAAAAACUUACAAAAAAUGUAACAUCGAUAUAUAUUGUAAAUUGUUCAAAAAAAAAAUUAAAAAAGAAGUUUAGUCUA